AUGACUUCUUCAAAUUCUAUAGUAAUAGACUGGUCUUCAUCUUCAUCAACACACGCGUUUAUUCGUAUAGAUGACCCUUCAUUUUCACAAGAUAGUUCUCCUUAUUCAACUACAGACAUUGAUUCUCAAGUUUCUCCAUAUAAUAAUAAUGAUGGUUAUCCAUUAAAAGAUUUUUCUUCUAUAUCUCCCAUUUCUUCAACAACGACUCCACCUAAUGUCGAUAAUUCUUUUCUCAUUUCUUUUAAAAAAUUUCACGUGACCAGAAUACACAAAGCCGGUUAUAACAAGAUUUACGAAUUUAGACAUUCAAAAAGUUUCUUUUUUGAGAUUGUUGAUCACCAUUUGGACACCAAUCAACUUCAUUUACAGAUACACACAAAUGAUUAUCUCAUGUCAACUACCCCUAUUAAGUAUCAUUCCACAAGCGCACUACCGAACGCCAAAUAUCAAAUUAGCAAAGGUCUUCAGCAUUUUUUUUCCUCACAAAAAGUUAUUCCACGUCGUAUUGUUAUGCCAGUUCUUGUAUGCUUAUAA
Messenger RNA from Rhizophagus irregularis DAOM 181602=DAOM 197198, 534 nucleotides. NCBI's taxonomy places the organism in Eukaryota, Fungi, Glomeromycota, Glomeromycetes, Glomerales, Glomeraceae. The record is from RefSeq and is a predicted model, not a curated record.